Messenger RNA from Neurospora hispaniola, 2887 nucleotides. RefSeq lists its product as uncharacterized. Gene Ontology annotation, molecular function: protein binding. The transcript is spliced from 3 exons. Lineage: Eukaryota; Fungi; Ascomycota; Sordariomycetes; Sordariales; Sordariaceae. The record is from RefSeq and is a predicted model, not a curated record. The coding region runs from base 332 to 2626 and encodes 764 amino acids.
GGUUUUUGUUAAAGAGAGACGAGUAGACGAGUGGUGGCCAGCUCACCUUUAGGGCUGUCUCCUCCGACAUCGUCAAACUUGGCACCGCGAUGUUUUCUUCGGGGUUAGUUGUGAAAGGGAAACUUCCGUAGAACCCUCGUUUGUUUGUUGGCCCCUCUCAUGCCUUUUGCCGUCUUCUUCUUCUUCUUCUUCUUCUUCUGUUAUCGUCAGUUCCAUCCCUCAACGAGUGCUGUCUGAUCACUCUUCAGCUCCGCGUUGCUGGAGUGCCUACGCCGCCGCCGUGGUUAAGUGAAAGCAUGGAAGGGGUUGCUCCAAUCACUCGCUUGUCAAUAUGAUUUCUACACAGGUCCUGUGUCUAGGAGCAUCGUCGUGGCAGCCUAGACCAUCGACGACGCAACGACCUUCACGAUCGCCGCUCAUUCCUCAGUCAUGGAGACUUCUCCUAGUGCCCCUAUUUCUCACCAUCAUCCAAGUCUCCCACGCCCAGCUCGACCCCAUUAGAAACUUCUGCCGAAUUUUUGGCCACCAAACCGCCGUGAUCGACAACAGGCUCUACAUAGACGGUGGUUUCAUCAACUACAACCCCAUCUCCCAGUAUCCAGCCAACUACACGAACGCCGGUCUCCUCUACCUCGACCUCUCAACCAUCACCGAAUCCGGCAUGCCCCCUCUCUUGUCCACCUCUCCACCAAAGAACUCCUCCGUCCCCUCCGUUCACGGCGCCGCCCUCUGGGCCGACCAACUCAACAAGCGAUUGUAUCUCUUUGGCGGCGAAUCUCCCCCUUCGCUUCCUACGUCGAAUUACUACCUGCCCUCGUUAUGGUCCUUUGACGCCGUGUCGGAAGAUUGGGAAUUGGUUGCCCCCAAGAACAACCCAAAUCAGGUGAAGAUAGACGGAGUGUCGUACGGAGCUGGGGCCAGCGUGGAAGAGAGAGGGGAAGGGUAUUAUUUUGGUGGAUGGAUUUCUGAUAGUAGUACGGGGAAUUCGACGGGAGUGGCGUCAGGGGGGUUGGUGAAAUUUGAUUUUGAUGAGGGGCAGUGGUUGAGGAAUGAAGGGCCUGAUCAAGAUGAAAAUGCAAAAGUAGGGAGGGCGGAAGGAGCUAUGGUGUUCAUCCCCAUUGGGGAUGGCGGGAUGUUGGUUUACUUUGGGGGACUGAUGCAGAGCCAGAGUGAAGAUGAUGAAAAGAGUGGGAAUGUGACAACAGAAGGCCAGCCGAUGGAGAUGAUUUAUCUGUAUGAUGUGCUGAGUAGUAAGUGGUACGUGCAGAACGCAACGGGGGAGGUUCCGGGUAAGAGGCGACGGUUCUGCGCCGGUGCGACGUGGGCAGGUGAUAAGAGCAGCUAUAAUAUAUACAUCUAUGGCGGUGCCUCGACUCCCCCGGACAAUCACCCUGGUUACGACGACGUAUACAUCCUUACCAUUCCCUCCUUCCAAUGGCUGAAGCUGUAUCCCAAGCCCUCCGACAACUCUGACCCAAGUCAAAAUAGCCAGCAAGGGGGAGCUUACCCCCAUCACUCUCUGACCUGCAAUGUCAUUUCCCAGGCCCAGAUGCUGAUUAUUGGGGGAAGCUUCCCCGUCUCGGCCGACUGUGAUGUGCCCUCCCAGUUCGGCACACAUAAUCUCGACUUAGGCGAGCAAAAUACCAAGAAGGAACCGUGGCAGUUGUUCGACUCAAAUUUGACCACGUAUACCGUGCCGGAUGCGGUGGUAAAGGUAGUGGGAGGUGGAAAGGACGGCAGAGCGACCAAGAGGGAACCUGAGAAGGGCUGGGCACAUCCGGAUUUGAAGGUCCUGCUGACGAGAGAAGCAAAGUUUGCGGCGAGAACUGCAACGCGGAGUGUCCCGAGUGCGACAGGUAGUUCUGAUGCGAACAGAGGAGGGACAGACCUUUCGAAGGGGGCAAUUGCUGGAAUCGCGGUUGGUGGAGCAGUUGCUAUUGUUGCGGCGCUGGUCGGGGCUUGUUGGUUCAUCAGGCGACAUCGACAACGAAGGAUUCUGGACCAGAAGAACAGAAGGGAGAAGUCUCUUGCUGAUGGCGCCAGGUUAGGUACUGUGGCUUCACACUCGGAUAUGCCACCAUGGAGCCCGGGGAUGACGGCUACAACCGGAUAUACAUCCACAAGUCCGUGUUCUGAUGGCCCGUUCCAGAGACAGCAACAGGGGAAUAGCGCUUUUUCGGUCGUUGUUCCUCGCCCGCCCGCGGAGUUGGAAGGAAAUACGUACUGGCAGGGGCCAGACGGCGUAACGUACGAGCUGACAAGUCCGGGGUCGGUGGUAUCUGAACAGCACCAGCAAACUCUCCAAACCAAGGUCGAUUCCCAAGGACGGGUAUGGAUGCAGGUCCCACCAGCAGGAAGAUGUGAUCACGGUAGUCCUAUGUCAAGGCAUAGGACAGUAACCAGAAUUGGGUCAGAGUCUGGGACGCCCACAACAACAACAACAACUACAGCUGACCCUCAUGGGACGAAGUCCCCAAUAUCACCGACACACUCGCCGACAGAGCCACAAGAACUCGGCGUCAAUCCGAAACGCGGAAGUACGGAUGCCACAACAAUCUUGACGGGUUCGGCAGGCUGGGAUGCGGCAAGGGGGAGACCUAAGCAUCACACUUUCUAUCAUCCAUGAACAGGCGUUUCUGCUAAAGUGUCUCUUAGCCUUCAUCAACAGAGAUCCUGAAGUUUUAGGAUUGUUUGACCAAGGGGGGGUCGAAGAUGGCCUAAGUCUGCCAGUACAAUACCUGUAUGUAAACAUAACAAUGAUUUUCUUCUCGCUUUGUCCAUUUCCUUUUUUUCUUUUCAAUUUUUUUUUCCGUUGUUGCUGCUGUCGAGCGACGUUGGUGAUAUCAGAACGUACGCGCGGAGGACUGAAGGGAACACAACCUGAAAU